AUGCGCAGACCAACUCCCUCCUUCUGGAGGUCCUGCGUGAGUAGGCGUUUCGGUGCCAAUUUUGUUGUGCCCCCUCUCCCUAGGGGGAGCCCCUCGGGGGGGCGGCUUGCUGUCCGCUGCUUUUCGACGGAGCAGCUCUGGAGAGGUGUGCGGUCUACGAGCUUCAGUAAGAACCUGGAUUUCAAAGACGGGUCAGAAAGCACCUUCCCCGUGUAUCGGGUUCUCAAUGCCGACGGAGAGCUGGAGCCAGGAGUUGAGCUUCCGUUCUCACUGGAGGACGGGGUCGAGAUGAUGCGAAUGAUGAUCAAGUCGAAGGUUUAUGAUGACGUGCUGAUGACAAUGCAACGACAGGGUCGGAUUAGCUUUUACUGCACGAACUAUGGAGAAGAAGCUACAAGUGUGGGCACAGCUGCGGCUCUGAAGCCUCAAGACAUGAUUUGGCCCCAAUAUCGAGAGCUUGGGGCCUUCUUGUGGAGAGGUUUGACAGCGCAAGAGAUCGCCGACCAGAACAUUGGCAACGAGGGGGAUCGGAGCAAGGGCCGGAACUUACAGGUGCACUAUUGCAUGCUGGAGAAGAACAUGCAGACAGUCCAUGCUGUUUUAGGUACUCAAAUCCCACAGGCCCCAGGAGCAGGGUAUGCAUACAAGCUGGACAAGGAGGAUCGAGUCUCUGUUACAUACUUCGGUGACGGUGCCGCCUCUGAGGGUGAUGCAUUUACUGGCCUGAACUUUGCUUCUGUGUAUGGUGCGCAGACACUGUUUAUCUGCCGCAACAACGGCUAUUCUAUUUCCACCGGAGUUGAAGACCAGUACAAGGGAGAUGGUAUCGCUGCCCGGGGGCCAGCGUUGGCAAUACCCACGGUGCGUGUUGACGGAAAUGACCUGGUUGCUGUGUACAUCGCGACCGAGGCAGCGCGGAAGAAAUCAGUGGAAGAGAAAACGCCAAUAUUGCUGGAGCUCAUGACCUACCGCGUAGGUGACCACACAACAUCUGAUGAUUCUUCAGCAUACCGGAAAGAGGAUAAAGAAGAGGUCAAAAAGUUGCAGGGCGUUGGCCCACUUCCACGUUGGAAGAAGUUUCUGGAAUCCAAGGGUCUAUGGGAUGACGAGAAGUCGAAAGAGGUCGAAGCAGCAGCGCGAGAUGAAAUGAUCCAGGCGAUGAAAGCAGGCGAAGCAAAAAAGAAACCACCGCUCCGCGAGUUGUUCACCGACGUCUUCAGUGAUUUGCCCUGGCACUUGGAAGAACAGGCAGCUUAUGCUGAGAAGCACUGCCGCGAGUACAGCAGCGAGUAUAACAUGAAUAGUGUCAGAGGCCUUGAUGGCCCUGCACCCGCCGUUGAUCCAAAGCGGACUGCCUCUGCCCCCAGGGUCCUACCUCCCGUUCCUCGGGGGGAAGUCAAGGAGACAACCAUGGUCCAGGCGAUUAACGAUGCAUUAUCCAUCGCUCUGAGCUCAGACAACAGGUCGGUCCUCUUUGGUGAAGAUGUGGCCUUCGGCGGUGUGUUCCGCGCCUCCGUUGGUCUGAGAGACAAGUUUGGAGAAGACCGAGUCCUAAACGCACCAGUGGCAGAACAAGCCAUUGCGGCCUUCGCUGUAGGUUUGUCCGUAGCAGGGUACAAGGCCAUCGCAGAGAUUCAGUUUGCCGACUACAUCUUCCCUGCCUUUGACCAGAUUGUCAAUGAAAUAGCGAAGUGCGGUACCGGUAUCGCAAUGCCGGCGGCGGUAGAGUCCUACUUUGCCCACUGUCCGGGCUUGAAGAUCGUGAUUCCCAGAGGGCCGAAGCAGGCCAAGGGGCUGCUGCUUGCGGCCAUUCGAGAUCCGGAUCCGGUCUUAUUCUUCGAGCCGAAGGUCCUGUACCGAGCACGGAUUCAAGGACCCGACGGCCAGGUGCCCGUCGAAGACUACGAGCUUCCCAUUGGGCAGGCCGAAAUCGUGCAAGAAGGAACUGAUGUGACUCUUCUUGGAUGGGGGUCGCAGAUUGGUCGGCUGCAGGCGGCGGCUGCUAAGGCAGCGGAAGAAGGCAUUUCCUGCGAGAUCAUCGACCUGCAGACGAUCAUUCCUUGGGAUGCAGAUACUGUGCAGGCCUCCGUUCAGAAGACCGGGCGGUUGAUAAUCGCCCAUGAGGCCCCCCAAACAAAUGGCUUCGGUGCAGAGAUUGCCGCCAAAAUCCAGGAGCGCUGCUUUCUUCACCUAGAAAGCCCAAUCCAGAGAGUAUGCGGUUUUGACACCCACUUCCCCUAUGCCUGGGAGGAAUUUUACGUACCUUCUGCUUCGAGGGUCCUGGCUGCCAUUAAGGCCGCCUUGAGCUGGCUCUAG
Messenger RNA from Symbiodinium sp. CCMP2592, 2316 nucleotides. Lineage: Eukaryota; Dinophyceae; Suessiales; Symbiodiniaceae. The record is from the annotation of a GenBank genome assembly.